This is a messenger RNA of Rhopalosiphum padi (bird cherry-oat aphid), 1125 nucleotides long. RefSeq lists its product as uncharacterized. The transcript is spliced from 2 exons. NCBI's taxonomy places the organism in Eukaryota, Metazoa, Arthropoda, Insecta, Hemiptera, Aphididae. Bases 114 to 866 code for a protein of 250 amino acids. The record is from RefSeq and is a predicted model, not a curated record.
CUGAUCGGAACCAUCACAUCCACACCGGCGACGGUCGAGUCCGAACACGGCGCACCAGCACACCGUAAUAAUAUAUAUAAUAUACUCGCGAAUCGCAAUAAUAUAUCGUCAGCAUGUCUCCUCCGUCCGUCGCGCUCUCGUCCGCUUGCGUAGCUCUGGCCGUUUUCGGUCUCGCGGCGUCCGUGCCCGUAGAACAACAACCACAACAGCAGCGGCAUGAGGACGGCGGCGCGGGAUCUGGUGGAUUCGGCACGGUCCUGUGGUCGGUGUUGGACGACUGUUUCGGCGACGGCGACGCGGCCACGCCGGCCACCGUGUGCCUCAAGUCCAAAGCGCUGACGGCACUGGACAGGGCGCUCGGCAAGUCCGCGAUUACCGUCACGGACGGCUUGACGCUGACCGCCCGGGCCGGUAAGUCGCUGUCCGUCGACCCGCAAGCCGAACGCGCCGACCGCGCCGCCCUCGAUGCGGCCCCGGACGCCGACGCCAAGAACGCCCUGCUGGACGACAUGCUGGCCAGCCGCAUGGACAGGCUCAUGUCCACCAGGACCAUCGUGCUGGACGGUGCCGGCCAAGAAGGUCGCAAGAAGAAAGACAAGGCCAUGCAACAAGCCAUGAUGAUGGCCGGUAUGAUGGCUGCGGCGGUCAUGGGUCCAAUGGCUUUCAAAAUAUUGGCGCUGAUUGCCGGAAAGGCGCUGUUGCUGAGCAAAAUCGCACUGGUGCUGUCCGGCAUCAUAGCACUCAAGAAACUGCUGCAACCGCAACAGGGUGGUCACGAAUCCGAAUCGGUGUCCCACCACUACGGCCGGAGCAUGCAACAGCUCGAAGCUCAUGACGUAGCGUACUCGGGCCAAAAGCCGCAGUAGACGGUACUUUGUCAUAGCACUCGCAUUAUCGCGACGCGUUAUAGUGUGCUACUAUUAAUUUAUUAUUAAUUUAUUUUUUAUUUAAUAAGCCAAGUCGCGUUGUUUUACGAUUCGAAACCGGCCGUGAACAAAAAUUGUAUUCGUUUGGGUUUCGUACUCGUCUUUUGAAAAUAUAUUUUAAUCAUUGUUUUAAUAUUAUUUAUGAUGUACUAAAGAACUAUAGAUCUGAUAAAUGAAAAAAAUUCAAAAUAUUUAUGAA